AUGGAUGAGUUCACAGGAAAUCUUGAGGGCAAAGUUGCAAUCGUAACCGGCGCCUCUCGCGGCAUUGGGGCAACCAUUGCAACCACACUCGCUCAACAUGGAUGUGCUGUAGUAAUAAACUACAACAACUCCGCCGCAGAAGCCAAGAUCCUGGGGAAACAGAUUAAUAAGGACUACGAUGUGACAACCUACGCCGUGCAGGCCGAUGUCUCCAAACCCGAGGAAGUAGCCCAACUGUUUGAAAAGACUGUCAAAGUGCUGGGAAGGGUUGACAUAGUUGUCAGCAACGCUGGCGUUGAGCAUUUCGGCAAUCUUGCUGCAGUGCAAUCGGAGGAGAUCGACCAUGUCUUCGAUGUCAAUGUCAAGGGCCAGUUCUUCGUCGCUCAACAAGCGGAGAAGUAUAUGGAGGAAAGGGGGAGGCUGAUACUGACAAGCAGUAUUUCUGCCGUAAUGGGCGUACCACAUCACACAAUCUAUGCGGCGUCCAAAGCGGCGGUUACGGGAAUGACCAAGUGCCUGGCAUGGGAUUUUGGAAAGAAGAACAUCACAGUGAAUUGCAUCGCAGCUGGCGGUGUCAAGAGUGAUAUGUAUGACAAGAAUGCAAAGGAGUACAUGAAGGACGGGGAUGAACUGAGUGUGGCGGAAAUCGACGCUCGUAUAUCAUCUUGGAGUCCACUAGGAAGGGUUGGGAUGCCGGAAGAUAUUGCUGGUGUGGUUGCAUUGCUGGCAAGCGAUGAAGCAGGAUGGAUCACUGGACAGACCUUGCAUGUUAGUGGAGGCGCUCACAUGGCCACUGCCUAA
Podospora bellae-mahoneyi is the source of this 801-nucleotide messenger RNA. RefSeq lists its product as uncharacterized. The transcript has 3 exons. The record is from RefSeq and is a predicted model, not a curated record. The coding region runs from base 1 to 801 and encodes 266 amino acids. Lineage: Eukaryota; Fungi; Ascomycota; Sordariomycetes; Sordariales; Podosporaceae. Gene Ontology annotation, molecular function: oxidoreductase activity.